CACUCGUGUCAUAUCCCAUCACACUACAUCCUCGUUCUAUAUACUCUUGUAACUUAUUCCAAUGCCGGCUGUAUCGACACUCGCAAUAAUCCCAGCUCUAUACAACUUGGGCUAUGCUGCAGACCCGUUGAGUUUUGACGCCGAAGAUGAGCUUACCCGUCUGCCAUUUGUUGAUGAAGGAUUUAUCAACGGUCUUGGCCUUUCUCGUGGCCUCUUCCCUCGUCUUCCAGACGGUACACUUGACAUAACUACUCGGCCCUCUUGGUGGUUGGCUCUUCGAUGGUCCCGGGAUGACGAAGAAAAAGUGUGCAGGGUUUUCAACGAGUGUACGCACCUCCGAAAUGCAUCUUCAGGAGGCCGUGGGGGCCACAAAGCUCUGGUAGAAACUGGAAAACACAUCAAGAGAUCGAACGCAUUCAAACUUAUUUCUUCAUGGACUAUUGCAUUUUGGGCUGCAGCCAGACUGAAUGAGAAAGUUGAGAUUUCUCUGAAAGACAGCGGUCACCACCCAUUCACGAUGAUGGACCUGAACAACACGACGCAGUUUCCUGCAGUUCCCAGCGUCCCCACAGAGAAGAUUGCCGUAGAGUGCUUUGGCCAAGGUUUCCUCACUCAAUGCAGCAGCGAUGGAAAACGAUUUUAUCCUGCGGCAGCUGAACCUGCAAUAUUGGCACUGGUUCAGCUCACGUUUCACCGGAUUCGUGCUUUCUGCAACCGUGGUCUCCGCAGUGCGGAAGGGGACGUCCUGAAAAUGGAAGAACUUUUCAAAUUGGUGGAUCCGAACUCGCCUGAGUCAAAGCCACAAGAUUUCACCAUAUCUAAUCUAAACAGAGCUUGGUCCGCCAUUAUCAAGGUAACAGGCCUUCCAAUGUUAGCGAUGGAAGACGCCGAACGGGAGAAACUGAAAACGAGGGUCUCUGAGCUGGAAGAGGAGAUGAAAGAGACGUUCGUCAGAUUACAUUUGGUGGACAAGGAUGCGGCGGGUCUUUGCCGGAAAGGGACGGCAAAUGUUAAAGGGCUUACGAAAGAAUUCCUCCAAACCGUGCGGUCCCUUUCUAGCGAUCCGCAGGUGGAGAACUUCAAGCUGUUGCUCAAUGAGUGGUUUGAGCAAAGUCGUGAAGUCGGUGAAGUGCCGUCGUUUUCUGAGGCAGUUGGAAAUGCUCAGGAAGGAGUUGAUGCUGUGGACCAGCUCUUUGGUGGCGGAAAAGACGUGGGUACGUCAUCAUAUGCUCAACUAACUGAGCAUCAGGUCAAGGCGGAAUUGGACAUGCUCAAUCCAUGGCCUUAUUUCAAUGAGCGUUAUGACCCUCGAGGUCUUCUCACCCCCGCCAGCGGGCCGGAGUGGAGAGAAGCAGAGAAUGCGCCACUGGCUUUUCACCAACAUCAACUUGAUGGGGUGCUUGCGAUGCACCAUAUGCUAUUUUGCAAGGAAACCGAGCGCGUGCGCGAGAAGCAGGGAAUUUUAGUGGCCGAUGGAAUGGGCUUGGGGAAAACAGCUCAAAUAAUCGCAUUUAUAGUUCACCUUGAGAUGCAACGUCAGCGGCUUGCUAAUGGCCAACGCCCAGCAGCUGGUACGCUCUUCGAAACCCUCCCACAUCCGGCCUCCGCAGGCCACAAGUGGCCUAGCGUGCAGCAGCCUCAAUCCAAGGCGGCUCUAUCAGAAGGCCCGGUGAUGAUAGUGGCCAGCAACACAUUGAUCGGCUCGUGGAAAUUCGCCUGCGAGCAGUUCCUUAAGGGAGAUGCCUACGACAUCUUUCCAUACGUGUCCAAUAUGGCAAACAGUAGUACACUCCUGGAGUCGUACAGGUCAUCCUAUCAACCCGAGUCACGGCGGAUCAUCUUGGCAUCGACCUCGGCACUGCGGAAGCAACACAAAGAACUAAUGGGCCAUCGUCCUAGCAAGCAGUGGGAGAGUCCCUCCAUCAUAGCUCGCAGGCGUGGCAAAACUGACGACACUAUCUUCUCGGUCGUGCCAUCACUUCUGGUCAUCGAUGAAAUCCAGACAUACCGCACAAAUCCAAGCUACAUGUUUUUCUUCCGUGACUUGGCCCAGUUCACGAUCGGUUUGACCGGCACUCCCCUCAUCACUGACCCAAAGGACAUCAUAAAUAUUGGUUGGGCCAUCGGGACCCCUCCCCUUCAAGAUCCAGAACUGUAUAAAGUGUUCCAAGAAGACCAUCGAAUGGCACGUAAUGCCAUGAAGGCUGCCCGUAAUGGGACGAAAGGCAAGGCAAACGUUCGGACAUGGGGUGCAUUAAUUCGUCAAGGUCGAGCAUCAUCAGCGGCUUCGUUUGAACCAUUCGCCAAGGCACGGGAUAAAUUCAACUCCGUGUUGGAAACACUCCGUAAUGCAUUCUCAGGCCACAUCCUUCGUCGAACACCGUCUUCCCUAGGCCGUGACGGAAAUCCUCUAGUGAAUCUCCCGCCCGUCACUUUUUACCCGGUCUGGGUCACCUUGGAGCCUGAUCACCUCGAUCGCUUAACGGCAGAUAUUGAUGACGCGAUAUUGAAAGCAGUUGAGGUUGACAGGUUUGGCCAUUUCCAUCUCCGUGCACGCAAAGGUUCAGACCACCCUGAUGCCAUCGAGGCCAGCACUCAGGCUCCGGUCUUUGAUGACGCAGCACAGUAUCAUGCGAACGGUGGUGCUAAGUGGAAAACCAUGUUGCACAUCAUUGCUCAUGGUCUUGCUUCUGACACUGCCCCACCAAUCACCCUCGACACUCAUGGUCACCUGGUACCAACACUCGAUACCACAUUGGCUCAAUGGAAAGCGGACCCUGAUUGUCCACGCAAGCGACGAAUCGCUGUGUAUAUGGACUUCACCCAAAACGUCCCCUCCUUCGCCUCCGCCAUUCGCCAUGUCCUUGGAUUUGAGCCGUUCACGCUGACUGGAAACACAGACCACGCACGAAGACGGGAGAUGGUCUCCCAAUGGCAAUGUGAUGAGAACCGCCGUGUGCUAAUCUUCACCUCAGUAGCCGCUAUGGGCAUUAACUUGUCCGCAGCAGAUACCUUGAUCAUUGCGAAUGUUCAAUGGUCGGCCCAGGAUAGGCACCAAAUCUACACUCGGGUGCAUCGUCAACCACAACGGAAAGAAGUUCGAGUGUAUGAUAUAUUGACCGAGAAGACAGCGGACAUCCUGUUGAUUCACGCUGGUGAUGUCAAGGCCCGUCAGUUGGAGAGUUUUUUGGGGUCAGAGACUGGGGUUGCAUAUCAAGGGCUUAUUCAGGGCAUCACCCCACUGAACGAAAAAGAACAAGCUGCCGACCCAGCAGCGGAGACAAAAGAGAGCAAUACCCAGACUCGUCGGAAGCGGUCUACUCCCUUGGAUGAUGACGAUGAAGAAAUCUCAUCUAGGGCGAUCAAGAUUGCCAAGACCGUGUCGGCAGGGGAAAAAUCCAGAGGCAGAUUUGGGGGUUGGGGCGAGUCUUCUGGUAUCGGAAGCGGUAAACGAGCAAAAGGGAAAGGGAAGAAUAGAGAGACCUACUGCAGAGACACUAGCGCGGAAGAGGGGGAUUACAGGGAUGGUGGCAGCCCCGAGAAUGCUUCUAAAGAUGGCCCAAGUGGCUCUUUGACCCGUAGUGAGCGCCUCAAAAAAAUUCGGCCACCAAUGGAAACUACAGCGACGAUGCGCAUUAACGCGAUCCACUUACCCGUGCCAGCACCCUCCACCGUGCCAAACACCUCCUCUUCCAGACGCAAGUCUCACAUGCCAUCGGUAGCACCAAGCACUGGUGCCUCCGGGCACAUGCCAAGAGCAGCACGGAGCUCCGGCCCUUCCAGGCAGAAGUAUCAUAUGCAGACUGCAGCAACAAACUCAGGUACUUCUGGACGACAGCCUUACAUGCCAUCAGUGGCCCCAAGCUAGCGCAUUGCCACGUUGUUGGGCGACACAGCUUUUCUCUUCCUGUGGCUAGGGUUGCGACGUCAGUGGGUUGAAAUUUACUAGUUUUAUUGUUCGUAGGCGCUACUGGAACAGGAUGCCAGAUGAGGGUGGAAUGGUGAACGACCCCAAAUAGCUGAUACGAUCUGGAACAAAUGAAAUAGACGAGAAAAUAGAC
This is a messenger RNA of Cantharellus anzutake, 4061 nucleotides long. Its product is annotated as P-loop containing nucleoside triphosphate hydrolase protein. The transcript is spliced from 11 exons. Gene Ontology annotation, molecular function: ATP binding; ATP-dependent chromatin remodeler activity. NCBI's taxonomy places the organism in Eukaryota, Fungi, Basidiomycota, Agaricomycetes, Cantharellales, Hydnaceae. The coding region runs from base 62 to 3868 and encodes 1268 amino acids. The record is from RefSeq and is a predicted model, not a curated record.